CCCUCGGGCACGACGGUCUGUGGAAAUAAUUGAUGGACAUUGGAGUGUCAAGAGAAAAAUAAAAAGGGUUUAAAGGACAAAUUUCCAGGGGCUGACGGAAAAACCUUAAAAGUAAUACUUUGAAGUGAAAGUGCCUUUCUUAUUAAAAUCCCUGAAUACAUAUUUUAAACAACUUUUUUUAUUUACCAUUGGGCUAGCAGACAGACUCCAGAUUUUCCUUGUGUUUGGAUAUUUUUUAAGGCUGCUUGUAGAUCUCUAUAUUCAUAGCAAAAGUGUUGCCUGUAAUCAUGAACAGUGGAAAUCAGUUUGUGGAAACUCUAAAGAAAGUUGGUUAUCCAAAAACUGCUCAGCUUAAUGGAGAAGACUUUGACUGGUUGUUUGAAACUGUGGAAGAUAAAUCAUUUUUGGAGUGGUUUUGUGGAAAUGUGAAUGAGCAGCAUGUGUUAACUGAAAAAGAACUGCAAGCUUUUGAUGCUCUUCUUAAAUCUGGCAAGCCCAUUUUAGAAGAAGAGGCUUUGGAUGAAGUUCUUAAAACCUGCAAAACCUUUGAUUCAAAAUCAAGUAGCAUGGAUGAAGGAGAACUUCAGAAGCUAGAGGAAGAGUUUCAAGCUCUUCAGAAAAUUAAAAACCUAAAAAUUCAUCGUCGUAAUAAGCUUCAAAUGAUGACCUCAACAAACAGCCAUAUGUCACUGAAGUUGAAUGAUAAAGCAGAAGCAGCAGCUAAAAUUCUGAAAGAGGGACAAGGAAUUUUCACUGCUAUAAAUACUAAGAUAAAUAAUGAACUUCACUCUCUUACUGAAGGAGUUAAGAAGUUGACCUUUUUCUUCACCUUUUCUGACUCAGAACAAGGCUUAGGUCCUCAUCCAGUAUUUUUAUCCCAACUUGCCUUGGAUAAAUAUUUGUGUCAGGAAGAGAAAAGCACUGCCGCACUUACUUCAUACACAAAAAAACAGUUUUUUCAAGGUAUAUCAGAAUUGGUUGAAAGCUCAAAUGAAGAAAAUUUCCAGCUUGUAGAUAUAAGCAAGCCAUUAAUUUGUGAUGAGAACAAUGAAGUCUGCAAGGAGAGACUUGAGAUGGCUAGGCUGCAGAUGGCAUAUAUUUGUGCUCAACAUCAGCUGAUUCAACGUAAAGCUAAAGAUUUAAGCAUAAGCUCAGCUGUACAAUGGGCAGAGAAUAAUCUUCAAUCCUUAAAGAACAAGACUUUUGGAAAAGAACACCUUGAGGCUAGAAUUUCUAGCUUAAACAGUGAAAUUUCAAAAAUAAAAAAACAGCUAACUCAAAUAAAUAAUGAAAUACUGCCUUCCCUGGUGAAGGAGAAUGCACAGCUAUUGAACAUGCCUGUGGUGAAAGGAGAUUUUGAUUUGCAGAUUGCUAGACAGGACUACUAUACAUCAAGACAAGAUCAAGUAUGCAAUCAGUUGCUAAAACAAAAAGCAUCAUUUGAAUUUCUUCAGCUAGCUUAUGAAAUUGAAUUGAGGAAACAUCGGGAUAUCCAUCGUCAACUUGAGAACAUAAUACAAGAUCUGAAACAGAGCAGCAAGGGUCUAGAACAGAGACUGGAGAUGAUGUCUGACCCACUCAUAUCUCAGCAUGCAGUACCAAGGAACACUAUUAAUUCAAGGGAUGCUGCCUCUCAUAGGCUAUACCAGCUUUUGGAAGGAGAGAAUCAGAAACAACAAUUGUUCAGAACACAUGAAGGCAUUGAACAAGUGGCUCAGAAAUUAAAGCAAGACAUUACUUCAGUGCAAGAUCAGCUAGCAGUAUCUUCUCAAGAACAAUUUCUCUUUUUGUCUAAGCUGGAUAGUGAUUUAGAUGCACUUUGUGACUCUCUGUAUUGUGGAGGAAAUAAGAUCUUGCUUAGUAACCAGGAACUAACAGAGCAACUUUAUCAACUGGAAGUGAACUUAAAUAAACUAAAUCAGCUUAUUAUGGAUCUUCUUGCUGAUGUAAAGGCCAAGAGAAAAGUUUUAGAGACAAAUACCCUGCAUCAGAUGGAAAGAAAAUUGUAUGUGUAUUUUUUCAAAGAUGAAGACUAUUUGAAAGAUAUCGUGGAGAAGCUCGAGCAUCAGUCUCAGGCUCAAACUAUUGGUCUAGAGGAUUAAACAUUAAAUGCAUCUUUGUUCUACUGUUAAGAUGCGGAAAUAUUUAGUGUAGACUUUUCUUUAUGAUUCAGUAGGAAAACAAACCUUUUGGAUAAGUGCUUUAUUUGAUAAACUAAUAUAUCAUUAGCAGCCUUAUCAAGAACAGACUGUAAGCUCCUUUAUAGUUUUUGGCGUACAGAGGCUUUGGGUUCAUACUUCAGUUUGUGAGGGUUUGCUUUAGAAGAGAGGGAAUGCAUUAAGUAUCUAGAUAUUGCUAGACUACAUAUUACCCUCUAGUACUUAAUGUGCAGAGUAAAAUGCAGAUUCCUGCUUCCAUGAUAUGCUUCUUCUUUGUCUUCAGAUGCUAUGAAAUCCUCUUCAUAUGUGAUCUGCAAAGUGAGUGCAGAGUUCUGUCCUGCGAUCCUUUGAGAGGAUGUAAGGUGCAGUUGUGCAAAAGUGACAGCAUGUUUGGGUAUAGACCAAGUGUGUCUGCAUUUUUUUUUCUACGAAUUGUCCAAAAUCCCUUGGAUUAAUUGAUUGCCCUUCUUUCCUCUUCAUUCUACUCUUCCAAACUCUUCCUAGAAUCUUGAAUUUCUAAGAGCAAGAGUUUUGAACUUGCCUUUUGUAGCAGGGUGUCUCAAAGAUGUUUGUGUUCAGCAGAUAAUCUGCUAUGAUCUGUUUCUUUUUUGGCUCACUCUAGAAUUUGUAGUAACACAAAUUUCAGAAUGUUUUAAUAACUCUGCUAGACUUACUCAAUUUUUAAUAAGAAAGAUUUUUGACUCAUCAACUGUAACCCCAAGAUAUGUGUAGCAAACAAUAUAAGAAACUUGUUAUAGAUUAAAGAGAAUUAAAUGUGAUUUCACACAGUUAUGAUGCCUUUUCUCUACUGUGUCCAUUGGAUCUGGAUCCUGAUGGGAGCAACAAUUCUACUUGCUCUCUGGUCAUAUACAGAUAUGUUUAUAAAUAUGUAUUUGAUAAAGGGAAGCAAAUUAAGACUGGCUAUUUUUAUAACUGCAGGUAACAUUAUUUUUAGUGUAUAAAUAACAUUUUAAAUAUGUUUUUAACUGUAAAAUUGUAUUUGACAAUUAUUUUUCAUGUUUAAAUGUAUGAGCACAGUCUCUGUUAAAAGUAUUAAGUACUUUAAAAUAUUUGACGUUUGUAAGUCUGCACUGUCUUUUUUGAAUCCUAUUAAAUGUUUAAUCAUCUUGACUAUAAACAUCAAUAAAUCAUAUCAAGGGUAAAAACACUACAAGUUAAUGGAAUGUGUCCUCCUACACCCUUUAUUAAAAAGAGAAAACACAAUAGGUGCAUUUAUGUCCUUAAUAUUAAGUGAUUUAAAUCCGCAAACAUAAGAAUGUUUCAGGUUAAUG
Molecule: messenger RNA, 3451 nt
Organism: Mauremys mutica (yellowpond turtle)
Lineage: Eukaryota; Metazoa; Chordata; Testudines; Geoemydidae
Gene: HAUS3
Product: HAUS augmin like complex subunit 3
Exons: 6
Coding region: 288-2102 (604 amino acids)
Biological process (GO): centrosome cycle; spindle assembly
Cellular component (GO): HAUS complex; centrosome; mitotic spindle
Source: RefSeq, a predicted model, not a curated record